CCCUCCUCCUCCUCCUCCCCUCUUCCCCCCUUCCCUUCCAUUCGGGUCGCGUCCAGAGGCAACCAGCUGGCCCGCGCGGGUGCCGACGCCCACCGGAUCCAGCGCCGCGGGGAUCCACACGGCGAACGAUCAAAUGGCCUCUUCCCCGGCGGCGGCGGCGGCGGAGGAGGUGGCGCCUGCGCCGGCCCCGCCCGAGGCGGCGGAGGCCAAGGGGAAGGGGAAGCGGGGCGGGGUGCUGGGGCGGAUGUGGCGGGCGCUCUUCGGCGGCCGGGAGGACUUCGAGAAGCGCCUGCAGUACCUGUCCAAGGAGGAGGCCGCCGUGCACGCGCGGAUGCGCCGCCGUACGCAGUUCUCGCGCCGCGCCGUCCGCAACCUCAUCGUCCUCUCCGUCCUCGCCGAGGUGUUGGCUGUUGUAUAUGCUAUCAUGAUGACAAGAGAUGAGGAUCUAACAUGGCAAAUGAGGGCAAUUCGGGUGCUGCCAAUGUUUGUUCUUCCUGCUGUAUCCUCUCUGAUAUAUUCAACAGUUGUAAACUUCACAAGGAUGCUUGAGCGGAAAGACCAGAAGACACUUGAAAAGUUGAGGGCUGAGAGGAAAGCCAAGAUUGAUGAGCUUAAAGAGAGAACGAAUUAUUAUCUUACCCAACAGCUUAUUCAGAAAUAUGAUCUUGAUCCAGCUGCAAAGGCAGCAGCAGCUUCAGUUUUGGCAUCAAAGCUUGGGGAGGAGACUGGUUUGAAAGUUCAUGUUGGAGAAGAACCAAAGUUGGAUGCUGCAGUGGCUAGAAGCAACGAUGUUGAGAUAUUACGCUCAGAUGGUUUGAGAAACAGGAAGCAACCCAAUGCAAGUGGAAGCAGGACCGGGAGCCCCUCAGGUGCUCAUACCCCAGCACAUGGAACUGAAUCCAGUCCAACUGCUAGUGCUGGCCUGGAAACUGCACCAGCUCCAAUGGUGGUAGAACACCAUCAAGGCACAGGGGCGAGUGAUGGUGGAUGGAUUGCAAAAAUUGCUGCCUUGCUUGUGGGGGAGGACCCAUCACAGUCGUAUGCUUUGAUCUGUGGCAACUGCCAUAUGCAUAAUGGCUUGGCACGGAAGGAAGAUUACCCACACGUAACGUACUACUGCCCACAUUGUCAUGCUUUGAACACAUCAAAGCAAUCCAUGGGCCAAUACUCAGGCUCCAACUCAGGCCAGUCAACUCCAGCUGUUCCUGCUGAUGGAAUGUCCACUUCCAGUUCAGUACAGGAGGGUGAAUUGAGUAACCUGACCACAUUGCAGGAGCUGCCAAAGGAAGGGAAUGCAGAGAAGCAAGAAACAGAGGCAAGUUAAUGGUUCGUAAAACUACUAUUGUCAAUGUGUGUGGAAUUGGUUAUCUUUUUAGACGCAUGUCGUCAUGUUUCAACUGGUCAGAGCCACAGAUUUAGCACUGUUGUAAAUUGGAAAUAGUGACUGAUAUGAUCCACAGAAACUUAGCACCCAAAAAAGGAGAAAUGAGCCAUGGUCUGUACAUCCAGCAUCCUUGAGUGGAUGAAUUUUGUUGUCAAUAGAGUGUCGGUGAAGACUAUCCGCUGCGUGACAAGAUGAGGCUGAAAAGUACUGGAGGCAAGCAAGCAGUAUGUGAUGGAGGCAAGCAAGCAGGUGAGUUGCGUAGCGUUCAGACAAGAUGCUUCAUUUUCUAUUUCUACCAUAUUUAUCUGCACGCCCUUAUUCAGAGGCCAGGAACAUGGAGAAAAAUUUUGCGUUUGUCUGGACCUUCGUCUUUCCGGUGACGAUUGUAACCUUACACCUUGCAGCAUUUAAUCGGCAGGGAUUGGAUUCUUAUCAUAUCACAUCCUCCAACACCAUAGCUUUCUUA
Messenger RNA from Setaria italica (foxtail millet), 1850 nucleotides. RefSeq lists its product as uncharacterized. The coding region runs from base 134 to 1324 and encodes 396 amino acids. The record is from RefSeq and is a predicted model, not a curated record. NCBI's taxonomy places the organism in Eukaryota, Viridiplantae, Streptophyta, Magnoliopsida, Poales, Poaceae. Gene Ontology annotation, cellular component: endoplasmic reticulum tubular network. The transcript has 5 exons. Gene Ontology annotation, biological process: endoplasmic reticulum tubular network organization.